Symbiodinium sp. CCMP2592 is the source of this 4632-nucleotide messenger RNA. The record is from the annotation of a GenBank genome assembly. NCBI's taxonomy places the organism in Eukaryota, Dinophyceae, Suessiales, Symbiodiniaceae.
AUGAUCACCUGGAAUGCAGGCGGACUACAUGCAUCGAUCUUCCGCGAGUUAACUACCUACCUUGCAGAUGAAGCAAUCGAUGUUUGCGUUGUGCAGGAGACACACUGGAACUACGACGCCAAUUGGAGCACCCCCGAUUUUCACUUCGUGCAUUCCUCAGGACACAACAAAGAAGAUAAACAAGGAGGUGUCCUCACCAUUGUCUCCACCAAGGUGGCAACAAGCUCAGAACUGCAAUACCACGAAAUCUGGCCGGGCCGCCUACUACACGUGAGAGUCAACAAGCACCAGCCCAUUGACAUCUUGAAUGUAUAUCAGUACACAGCGAAUGAUCAAUCGCUCACCCCGGAACGCAGGCACAAAUAUCUACUACGACUUCGGCACGCCCUGAGCGGAAUUCCCAGCCGCCACGUCAUGAUCUUAGCCGGGGAUUUCAACACUACAUGUGUCACUACCCCGAAGGUCUGUGGCAAGUGGGUGCUUCCUGCUAGCGAGGCACACAACAAGGACAACAACGACUUCAUGUCAAUCCUCAUCUCCUAUAGCCUCACAGCUUUGAAUACCUGGAACAGGCCAGAGCAUCAUCAGCUGGCCACCUUCACCUUCGGCACGCUUGCAUCUCAGAUCGACUACAUAAUAUGUAGACAAGCGGAUGCCAACAGUCAAGCCAAACAGGCAGCGAUUGUGCCACACUUCCCGGUUGCAAGCUGGAGAGAGGGAGCAAACCAUCACCCUGUACAGGCCUACAUUCGCAUUCCACAUCACACAAGCUCAGCACCACCCAUCCACAAAAGCCCCAGGAUCGACAUCAACCACAUCAUUGAGGACCUCAAGCUGCCGGAACCCACGCAGGCUCUCAAUUCCCUGCGUCACAGUGUCAAUAAAGGCAUUCGAGAUGGCGACUGGAGCACACUCCCACAACUCGAGGAAGGACUACUACAAGCAGCACAAGAGCUUUAUCCAAAACGUGCAGCUGAUGAUCCCCACAAAGAGGCGGAUAUGCAACUGUCUCACUGUGCUCGUCACAUGUGGGCAAUCUUCCGUGAGAUGAGAACACACUCCUUCAGCUUGACCGGCGUCUUCCACUCAUGGAGGCAAUGGUCUCAGUUCUCUAAGGCACAUAGAGAGCAUAAGAAAAGGGCCAAAGACCGCAGUAAAGCUUGGCGGAGAGAUCUGAUCCUGAAGGCCCAGCAAGCAGCCGAGAACAACAAUAUGUUCCAGAUCUGGGAGGUAGUCAAAAGUUUGGCCCCCAAGACGAAGCGCAAAAAGCUGCAGCUGUGCAGGAACGGACACAUGAUGACUCCUGAAGCCGAGCUUGACUGGAUCAUUGAAGAGUUCGGGGAGAGGUACGGAGCCAGAGCCCCACCAACUCAAGCACACAUCAGACAACAUGAUCCCAUACACAUUGGACCAGCAGAGGUAUGGCACCAACUCGAACAUCUGCCCGUUCGCAAGGCAGUUCCUGCUCACAUGGCUCCUUCAGUACUUUGGAAAGCCUGUUCGGCGGAAGUCUCAGUCUUUAUCUCUCAACAGGUAUGCGAACAAUGGAGCUCCCCGGUUCUACAUGUACAACAAGAAUGGGCCGAUGCCACAGUGGCUCUCUUGCCUAAACCAACAGGCAAGAACGACACGCCCCUUAGUUGGAGGCCAAUUGGCCUACAGCAUCCGGUGGGCAAAAGCAUCAUGAAGGUUCUCAUUGCACAGGCAAAGGACCAAAUCCAUGAUCUUGUCAAAAAGUGGCCUCAGUGUGCAUACGUACCCAACAGGAGCACCACUACGGCACUCAAGAGAGUCUACAAGCACUGUGCAAAGGUGCGAGAGGCUUGCAGUCAACACAGAGUGAACCUUCACCAACUGAAGGAGGGAGCGCAACCCAUCAGGAACUAUGGAGGACUCCAGAUAAGUAUGGAUCUUUCUGCAGCGUUUGAUCUUGUCUCCUGGGCUACCAUUAAAGAUGCGUUAGAAUUGGCACAAAUCGAUCCCAGUAUCCAGGAAAUUCUCCUUCAGUGGCUCAGCCAAGUUCGUUACACUUUUCAGCACAAAGGCAUGGAGAAGGACAUCUGGCCAUCAUGGGGAUUGAGACAGGGAUGUAUUGCAAGCCCAGUGCUCUGGGCUGCCUUCACAGCUCUCCUCAGUCAAGCAAUUGAUAAGCGCAUCGAGGACAAAUGGAGCUCGGACCACUCCACGAUGUACGCCGACGACACGCACUUACAAUGGACCUUUCAUAGUCUUUACGGCUUUGAGCAAACCAUCAGUGAGCUGAAUAGAGUGAUCGCUGUCUUCAGGCGGCUGGGAAUGAAGGUGAACACGACCAAGACCAAGGCCAUUCUUCGACUUACAGGCAACAUGAAGCAUUACAUCAAGAAACACUACAUUCGUUGCCACGGUAAUGAACGAAGACUGCUUCUUUCCCCAGGAGAUCCUACUGUAUGGAUCCAAUUGGUGGACCAGGCCGAGUAUCUAGGACUGAUCAUCUCCUAUGACAACUUUGAGCUACAGUCUGUCAAGCAUCGAAUCAACAAGGCUCACAAUCGAAGAUGGUCGCUGGCGUCGGUCCUCCACACCAAAAAGGUCUCGAUUCCGUAUAAGCUCAAUCUCUGGCGUAGCUGCGUACUCUCCACAAUGUUGUACGCCCUCCACAGCCUAUGUCUUGGUGCAGGCCAAAUACGUCUGCUUCAGCGGGCCAUCAUGCGCCACAUCCGGGCCAUUGUCUCGGACCAGGCUUUCCGUACGGGGCACACGCAUGAGGAUAUAAUGACUAAAUAUGGCAUUCAAACUGCACAAGACUUACUUGAGCGAGCACAUGAACGAGAUCAACAACAAGCAACAGCGACCGACUGGCUUGUGGACUCAGAGUGGAAUCACUCUAUCUCCCAGGCUCUGCUCGAGGCUGCUCAGACGACAGAACCAGAGUCAGACACUGAGAAAGCCAUAUGGGCUUGCCCUCUAUGCUCAGAGCAAUUUGUCUCGCAGGCAGCUCUCAAAACCCAUGCUAGGCGUGCACACAAAAUCGUGGCGCAGCGAAAGAACAUCUUCAACCGCAUCGUGCACUCCGUCGGUGGACUCCCUCAGUGUUCCGGAUGUCUCAAACGCUUCAGCAAAUGGCAGUCCCUUGAAAUACAUAUCAACACAGAUGCUUGCACUGCCCAGACGAUGAAGGACACGCAGGCAACCACUGACUUGACAGAGAUUGGGGCAAGCCAGAUUCCGCUGCCUACUCCCGAGAAGACUCCGGAUCAGGAACCAUUUCGAGAGAACAUGUUGCACACCGAGGUAAAGAAGGAUGCCGAGACCUCCGACACCAUAGCGCCCAGACCUGGACCCAUGCAAGAAGGUUCGAAGCAAAAAGACGGCGUGAAUGACUCCCAAGACCAUGUCACCAGUGCACCAGCCCACUCAUCAGGUAUGUCAUCUCAGCCCACACUUCAGAUCGAGCGGAUACAUGACUCAGUGCCAACACCUGUUGUACCGAUGAUUUUUCAGGAACGUGUGCUUUCUCUUGUGCAGAAAGGAUUGAAUGCCUUCAUUGCUGAAACAAGCAUCACGGCUUCUAUGCAACAGUCCUGUGCGCUAUGUGGACAAUGGAUAGCCUCGCAGAAAGUGGUUAAGACGCACUACCAGCACACACACAAGCAUCUUUAUCAGCAGCUUGCGCACAAAGCCCUCAAGCUCAUCGAGCAGAAAGCUACUCCGUGCAUACAGUGCCAUUUCUGCCACAGGAACAUGGCCUUCGGGGACCAGGAUUGGGAAGAAUUCUUUGGAGAGAUCCAGGGAGUGGACCUACCAAUGAUGCCAAGUGCGUCUCCGUGGAGCCAAGCACCAGCAGAGAGCCCCUUCACCUUCACGGGAAACAAAAGACGGAGGGACCCAUUCGGCGAGCAGAGACCGGUUCCACAUCCACACCCAGACCCGAGACGACAUCCCUUCCAAGCUCCGCCUCCUCGACACUACAACAGAGACCCCUUGCUGUAUACUUUGGCAAAAACGGUCUUGCAGCAACAGGAAGAGCUGAAGGUUCUCAAGCAAGACACGGCCCUGGUGCUUUUUCUACGCCCAGGGGAGGAAAGCGUACUUCAUCACCUAUACAAGGUAGCGGCGCACUUCAAGGCCAAACAGGAUCAGGAUGCAACAUGGCAGCUAGGCCAAAGCCCCCUUCGCAUGGUUUUGGCGGUGGCCCUCUUCAAGGAAAUCACCGACAGACUGACUCAGACAGUAGCUUCGCAAGAAAGACUGAAGAAGGUAGUGGACCAAGGAUGGAGAGACACCCAAGGAGGCUGGAGAUACCAGGUUUGGAAUCACAAGACCAAACAGCUCCAGCAAGACAGCAGCCGGCCACCGAUUCCGGAGGACAAGCUACUCGACCAUCUGGCCACCAUCAUUCAGUGUCUUCGCCAGCCCAUUGUCAACCGGUUCCGCUGCACGCGGAAACUUAUGGAAACAAUGUCAAGCCCAGCUACGUUCAAACUAGAUCUGUCGAUCCGCAGUCACAGUGCUUUGACAAUGUGGGAUACAAUGAAGAUGUUGCAGGGGAAUGCAGUUUUCCAACUUGCGGGAAUGGCCUACAAGACGGAAAGCCUGGCAAGAGGGCCUGCCGAGCAGCGACUGGCAGAGAUGAUUUAUGGCCGGAGGUAG